This is a messenger RNA of Rotaria sp. Silwood2, 1422 nucleotides long. Lineage: Eukaryota; Metazoa; Rotifera; Eurotatoria; Philodinida; Philodinidae. The record is from the annotation of a GenBank genome assembly.
AUGUUACCUAAUGAACUAUUUAAUGAUCCUGAUAUAUUCUAUCUUUAUCAACAAUUCAUAUACAAAACAAUAAUCUUUGAAUCUGUCAGUAAAGUAUUGCCUGAUUAUGAAGAAGAUCAAAGUGUUCUUAAAAAUGAUGGACUUGAUUAUCCAAGUUUAUCAAUGAAAUAUAGAUGUACAACAAAUCGGUUAACUAUGAAAAUUGAUUGGGUAUCAACGUCAGGCAGUUUUUCAUUGGCAACAAUGAAAGUGAAAUUACACUCACAACCACCACCAACAACAACAUACUAUUAUUGGGAAAAAAAUGUACAAGAAAUUCAUAAAUUUCAACAGAAAGCAAAACCUGAUGAAAAUGAACGAUUAAGUGAUGCCUUAUCAUUAAUUCCAAACAAUGGUUUAUUUAUUAAUAUUAAAAUUGGAAUUAAUGGAUUUGAUCUUCUUGGUCAACAUAUAUUUCGAUGUGCACUUGAAAAAGGUAUUCAAGUAGUCGCUAUCAAUGAUAAAUCUAUUCCUCUUGAUUAUAUGAUUUAUAUGUCCAAAUAUAAUUCAACACAUGGCAAAUUUAAAGGUACAAUUUCAAAUUAUUUUAAUGGCACACUUAUUGCUAAUGGACAAGUAAUCAAUGUCUUUAUGGAAAAAGAAGCAUCAAAAAUUCCAUGGAAUCAAUUUGAUGCUGAAUAUGUUAUUGAAACAACCGAUGAAUCUACAACAAUUGAUAAAUGUCAACAACAUUUACAAGCUGGUGUUAAAAAAGUUAUCAUUACAAGAUCAUCAUCUGAUGUUCCAAUGUUUGUUAUGGGUGUCAAUCAAGAUAAAUAUACAGGAAAAGAAAGAAUUCUUUCAAGUGCAUCAUCUACAACAAAUAGUUUAGCACCACUUGUUAAAGUUGUUCAUGAAAAAUUUGGUAUUAUUGAAGGUUUAAUGACAAUUAUACAUUCAUAUACUCCUAUACAAAACAUUAUUGAUGGACCAUCAGAUAAAGGUUUGCGAUGUGGACGUGGAGCUGCACAAAAUAUUAUUCCACUAAAAACUGAUGUUGCUAAAGAUAUUGGAAAAAUUAUUCCUGAUUUAAAUGAAAAAUUAACUGGUAUAGUUUUGCAUGUUCCAACACCAAGUGUUUCAGUUAUUGAUCUUAGUAUUAGAUUAAAUACACAUGCUAAAUAUGAGGAAAUCCGUAAUACAAUAAAAGAAGCUGCUAGUGGUCCAUUAAGAAAUAUUUUAGCUUAUACUAAGGAUAAAGUUGUUUCAACAGAUUUUAUUGGUGAUACACAUUCAUCAAUUUUUAAUGCUAAACCUGGUAUUUCACUCAAUGAUAAUUUUGUCAAACUUAUUGCAUGGUAUGACAAUGAAUAUGGCUAUGCACAUUGUAUUGUUGAUCUCAUCAAAUAUAUUGCUAGGAAGGAUCGUGAAUAUCAAGCUUAA